Sinocyclocheilus rhinocerous is the source of this 2575-nucleotide messenger RNA. RefSeq names its product protein kinase C and casein kinase substrate in neurons protein 1-like. The record is from RefSeq and is a predicted model, not a curated record. The transcript has 9 exons. Gene Ontology annotation, cellular component: cytoplasm; endosome; plasma membrane. Gene Ontology annotation, molecular function: protein binding; phospholipid binding. Gene Ontology annotation, biological process: regulation of endocytosis; neuron projection morphogenesis; cytoskeleton organization. Bases 232 to 1431 code for a protein of 399 amino acids. NCBI's taxonomy places the organism in Eukaryota, Metazoa, Chordata, Actinopteri, Cypriniformes, Cyprinidae.
GUGGAACACUGCAGGAUUAUCCUCUACAUGAGCUCCAGACGCACUCCACAACCAGUGCUGAACUAAAAAAAUAGAGGCCAAUAAUAUCACCGGCCGGACCUGUGUAAUGAUAUCUGGAUUAUUUUACUCUUAAAAGGUCCUACCAUUGUUUGUGAAUGGGUUCACCGGUGUGCUUGAGGAAGUCCGCUUUUCUGCAGACGUGUUCAGUCUUGCUUCGCAUCACCCAGCACCAUGUCUGGCUCUUACGAUGAAUCCGCUGUUGCUGAUGAGGCCAUGGACAGCUUUUGGGAGGUGGGAAAUUAUAAGCGUGCUGUCAAGAGAAUUGACGACGGCCAUCGACUCUGCAAUGAUCUUAUGAACUGCCUUCAGGAACGGGCCAAGAUCGAGAAGUCCUACAGCCAGCAGCUCACCGAAUGGUCCAAAAGGUGGAGGCAACUGAUUGAGAAAGGUCAGUCAGAGAAAUCUACAGCUUCUUUCUUCAUCCUCUCAAGAUUUUUGAAGCAGCUAUUUUACAUUUCCAGAACUGUUAUGGGAAAAAAGUUUAAAGUGUGGCAUUUCUGGCUACAGAUGGAGACGGCGAAGAAGAACUAUCACAUGGCAUGUAAAGAGGAGAAACUGGCUGCAGCCCGUGAGGCAGAUGCAUCUGCCACUCCUGACCAGCAGAAGAAACUCCACGAGAAGACAGAGAAAUGCAAACAGGACGUGCAGAAGGCGAAGGAGAAGUACGAGAAGUCUCUGGAUGAGUUGUCGAAGUGCACACCGCAGUACAUGGAGUGCAUGGAGCAGGUGUUUGACCAAUGCCAGCAGCACGAGGUCAAACGACUGACCUUCCUCAAAGAGGUUCUCCUGGACAUCAAACGACACCUAAACCUCACCGAGAACCAAAACUAUGCGUCAGUGUACCGUGAGUUUGAACGCACCAUUCUGGCUGCCAACACACAAGAGGAUCUCAAGUGGUUCAGUAAUAAUCACGGUCCUGGCAUGCAUAUGAACUGGCCCCAGUUGGAGGAAUAUAAUCCAGAAGCCACCAAUGCUGUUGCCAAGAGAGAAAAGAAGAAGCCAGAUGGAGUCGCUCCUGCUACUCCGAGCACAGAGCAUGCAGGUCAAGCAGGAGACCGCGGCAGUGUGAGCAGCUAUGAAAAGAACCAGGCGUACUCCACAGAAUGGUCCGAUGACGAGCAGCCCACCGGGUACUCGGGGAACGAGACGAAUGGCGGUGCGAACUCUUUCGAGGACGACGCGGUCAGCAGAGGAGGAGUGCGAGUGCGAGCGCUCUACGACUAUGAAGGGCAAGAGCAGGAUGAGCUAAGCUUCAAAGCAGGGGAUGAAUUAACAAAGAUCGAAGAGGAAGAUGACCAGGGCUGGUGCAGAGGCCGUCUGGACAGCGGCCAGACAGGCUUAUCCCCGGCCAAUUACGUUGAGGAAAUCUGAUCACCUGACUGGAGGACAACACACCUUUGGAGGCAGCUCUGAUUGUCCGAUGUAACGACGUUGCAAAAAUGCCAGAGACUUAACAUGAACGACUUUCCCUGAAGAUGUGCAAUGCAGUCUUGUUUUAAAAAAUCAAAAAAAUCUUAGUAAAGAUAGCCACACUGUAUAUAUAGAUCUUAUCUGGGAGGCGGGGAAGAGCUUGCUCACUACUAAUAUCUAUUUGCAAAUAUUUAAAAAGCAUAUACAUGCAUACAAACAAGCAGAUAUGAAGAAAUAAAUGACCCAUCAGUUAUGCAAGUGCAGGCUACACAUUACUGGUGCAGAUUACAUGUUAUUUGAAAUUAUAUUACAGGCAUUAGCAUAAAAUCCAACUUAACAGAUAUUUACGUGGCCACUCUGCUGUAUUUUAGUACAAAGUUCAUCUAACAGAGUCAAUGUGCAAUUAUGGUGUACUACUCGUCCAGUGUCACGUGUUAAACAGAAUAUGACUCACAACGGGCUAUUGGGCUUUCCUCUUUCUCACCAUCAGUCCAUGCCUCGUUGCGCUGAUUAUUAUUUUAGGUAUCGUUCUCUUGAUGUCUGUGUCUGUAUGCAUAGCAGCAUGUGCUAUGGAGCAUGUAGCCCUUGAUUCCUCAGGCCAUCUGUACCGUAUGCAAUUCCCACAGUGACCACAGAGGGCAGCAGACUCAUGUCAACCUCACACCAGGAAGCGGUGGAAAAUCUCUAUGUUCAGAACAAAAUACUACUUUAACCGUAGUAUUGAUAGUGCAUACUAUUUUUAAAGAUAGUAUGUGAAACAGUAUGCAUGUAUGCAGUAUGCAGUAGACCUUAGUCAGGGUGGUGCCAUAUUUAAUUUUUGACAGGAAUAAAAUCGAAAAUAUGAGGGACUGAAGUGCAGUGUGUUCAGUGGAUUGUACUGCUGUUUAAAGGGUCAUGAAACCCCAGACUACUUUUCUGAGAUUUUAGCAGAGGUGUUUGUGUUGCACAUGAUAGAAGACAAUGUUAGCAUCCGAUCAUUUUAAGUGUUGGAGAAAACUUGUUAAUUUUAAGCUUUUUUGCGCUAUUUUCAUCUUCCGGGUUUAAAAUCUACAUCGUGUUCACGUCACAAUUUGUGACGUGGUAAAGGACUAUAGUACAUCUAUGA